This is a messenger RNA of Trichoderma virens Gv29-8, 544 nucleotides long. RefSeq lists its product as uncharacterized. The transcript has a single exon. Bases 62 to 415 code for a protein of 117 amino acids. Lineage: Eukaryota; Fungi; Ascomycota; Sordariomycetes; Hypocreales; Hypocreaceae. The record is from RefSeq and is a predicted model, not a curated record.
AUACAGCACCUUACAAAACACUCUUCUACAAACAAUAUUUAAAUCUUUCUACUUCUUCAGAAUGUCCAAGCCGUCGUUCAAGGCCCUCUUUGAAGAGUAUGCCGCAGAGCUGGCCGGCCGCAAUCCAAGCAGCCUCCCAAAUUACGUCUCCCCUGAUGUUCAACUCCAUUACAAGGGCGGCCAGAAGGACGUUGGACUGUCCAGCCUUCAAAACUUUUUCGCCAAGGAAUGGUCUCGCGACGUCAACAUUAAGGUUCUUAGUGUGGAGGAACUGCCUGGCCAGGACGCCGUGCAAAUCAAGGCCAUUGACCACGCCGAUGCCGACAACAUAGUGACAACAACUUAUCACUAUGGCAAGCAGGGAGGAAAGUGGGUUAUUACUAAGCUGGAUACUGAAUAUAACUAUGGGGAGUAGUCAAGAAGCCUUCAGCAUUCUUGCCUAGUAACUAGCAAUCAGAAGUCGAUGUAUGCAGUUUGAGGUAUUUAGCUAGUUAUUAAAUGAGCAUAUAUGAUAUAUGCGUAUUAAAUUCAUAAACUUGAUAGU